AUGGUUAAGAUUAGCGAUGCAGCUUCAGCAUUUAAAACUUUAAAUGGCAUUAUUUGUGUUUACAAACCGCCUUGUGUCCCUGUUCGACAAAUUAAACACGUUAUUGUAACAAAUUUAUGUAAAGAUCUAAAUAAUCUUCCUGAUCGACCACUGGAACAGCGUGUUGAAAUAUUGGGGGAAACCAAUAAAACUAUGGAGGUAAGAAUAGUACCAAACUAUGCAGAUGACCCUCUAGCUUGUGGACCGAGAUAUAUACAUGAUGAUUUUCGAUGCAACUGGGCGACACAUUUGGGUCUGUUUAGCAGUGGUAUUCUCUUGCUAGGAUUAAAUGAAGGUACAAAACUGUCAUAUCAUAUAAAUAUUGGACGUCCAACAAGGGCAUAUAAGGUUCAUGGCCAGCUUGGUAAAGCAACUGAUACUUUCUUCUGGAAUGGCCGAACAAUGGAGCGUACAACAUAUUCUCAUGUAACAAGAGAAAAGAUGGAUAAAGUUAUUGCCCAUAUGCAGGCAGCGCACCAGAAAACAAUGUAUCAAUUGUCAGGGUUACAUAUGGAAUCACAGACAACUUAUGAGCUAGCAGCAAAAGGAUUAAUUCGCCCUGCUAAUAGUAAGCUGCCAGUUAUAUAUGGCCUAAAAUGUGUCCACUUUGCACCACCAGAUUUUACAUUAGAAAUACAAUCAGUUAAUGAGUAUGACAAGUAUUUAUGGACUCUAAUACAUGAUCUGGGAGUACAACUGAAAUCAUCAGCUUACUGUACGGGAGUACAAUGUAUUAGACAGGGCAAGUUUAAUCUAGAACAUGCAUUGUUAAGGAAACACUGGAAGCUACAGCACAUUAUAGACAAUAUGGAUUUAUGCCGACAAAUAUUAGAGGAGAAUGAACAAAUGCUGUUACAAAGAUCAACACACCUAAUGUAG
Molecule: messenger RNA, 918 nt
Organism: Pieris macdunnoughi
Lineage: Eukaryota; Metazoa; Arthropoda; Insecta; Lepidoptera; Pieridae
Source: the annotation of a GenBank genome assembly